AUGGUCUCAUGCCUGAACCCCAGCGUUGCCGUCAAGCGACUGGGGCUGGUGAAAGAAGCGGGGCAAGACAUCUUGCGCUUGUGGAACGCCUUCCUGAAGGAGAACCCUGCGGCCUUGGAGGCGGCGAGGUCCUACGGCUCAGACUGGACGCUGCACUUGGGAAAGCUUCUCAAGGUCGAGACCGAGCCGGCGGUCAACCUGAAGGGCAAGUUUGGGUUCAAAUCCCCAUUGAACGCUCCGAUGUGGAAGGCCUGGCAGAAAUUCUCCCGGGACCCAGACGAACACCUACAUGUUUGGGCGGUGACAGGUGCCCCGCUGGGGAUGGAUGCACGCAUCCCGGAGUCAGGAGGAGUCUUUCCGCCUGUUGGAGAUGAAUCGGAACAGGCUCAGUUGGCCCCCGAGUUGGAGGUGCAGUUGGGCAUGGGCAACUACAAAUCCAUGCAGGACGACGUGGAGGGGGCCCAGCAGGAGUUGGACCGAUUGGUGUCAAGAGGCUUCGCCGUCUACCUGACGAAGGAGGAAGCAAAGCAGAACUUCCAUCGGGCCAUCAUGAGCCGUUUGGCCCUCAUCACGAAAGUGAAGGACACGGGAGUCAAGAAGCACCGCAUCAUCAGCGACCUCUUGCGCUCCGGAGGCAAUGACCGAGCCAGAGUACCAGAGAGGAUCAUAUUGCCGAGGAUUUCAGAUGUGGUCGGCUCCCUGCGGGAUUUAUACAAGCAGCGCUUGGCCAACCAGCAGACUGGGGGAUGGCAAUUUGAGCUCAUCAGUGCGGACUUGGCGGACGCCUACAUGCACUUCGGGGUCCAUCCAUCAGAGUUGCAGAACUGCUUGGCCCCUGGGUUGAAAGAGGAUGAGCUGGUCUUGUUCAAGGCAAUGAGCUUUGGCUUCAAGGGGGCUCCGCUGGUGAUGGGCCGCCUAUCGGCAGCAGCGAUGCGCCUCUUCCAAGCUAUGAUGCCCGAGGCACAGGGCCAGAUUCAAUGCUACAUGGACGACCCCCUGAUGGUUCUGCAAGGGCCGGUCGACGAGCGCCAAGCGAUCCUAGCCAUGCUGCUGUACACGGCCCACGCCUUUGGCCUGCAAUUGUCCUACAGCAAGGCCGACAGGGGGACCAAGCUCUCUUGGAUAGGGGUCAGCAUCGAGGUCGACGAGCAGAACAAGCUGAUCAUCCUCAGCCCUCCAGAGAAGCUGGUUACUGAGGUCACCUUACGGCUGAAGACGUGGGAAGCCAUGGUGAGCCUGAAGUCGCUGAAGUCGACGACCGGCAAGCUGAGCUGGAUUGCGGGGAUCAUCCCGCGGUGCCGCUGGGCGGUCUCCAUCCUCUACGGCGUCAUCGCGGACCACGAGCGGGAUGUGGCUUCUGGAGCCGAAGCACGGCGAUCCGCAGCCAGGGAGGAUCCUCGAGAUAAGGCGCACUUGGUCCCGGCUAAGAGGAUGAGGUUGGCCAAAGAGUGGCUCCUGAAGAUGCUGGAGACUGAGGAGGUCUGGCGCUCUCGAAAGAUUUCCUUGAUCGAAGAGGCGCCCUUGUUUGCGGUCACCACAGAUGCCUCACCGUUGGGGGUGGGGGCCGUCCUUUCAGCUAUCGACCACAAGACGCAGAACCUCACCCCACUGUCGGCAAUUCGAGGCAAAGUGACAAGAAAUGUGGCCUCAACGUUGGGCAUCCAGCACGGGGACCCUUCAGGCCAAGCAGUCCUAGAAGCUUGGACGGUGCUGCUGGCGAUCCGCUACUGGGUGUUCAGGCUACGAGACCAGAAGGUCUUGUUGAAGGCGGAUUCGACGGUGGCUCUGGCGAUUUCAAAGAAACUGGCUUCAGCCACCCCAACUUUGAACUGGAUUGGGGCCGAAUUGAGCCUAACCCUCGAAGCCUUCAACAUGGGUGAGCUGACGGUCCACCAUUUGGCGGGCAAGCUGAACGUGGUGGCGGACCAUUUGUCGCGGCCUGACAAGGCAGGCGACCCGCCAGAACUUGAAGGAGUCCAAGUUCGAGCCAUGAAUGAGGCUUGGAUGCUGGACUGCCGACUGCCCCCGCCUGGAGUGCAGUCGGAGCUGUGGGGAAAGACCCCAGGCCUUUUGCAGGUCUUCGACAACCUGUAA
Molecule: messenger RNA, 2094 nt
Organism: Cladocopium goreaui
Lineage: Eukaryota; Dinophyceae; Suessiales; Symbiodiniaceae
Source: the annotation of a GenBank genome assembly